UAACCGGUAAUCCCGGUAAACGACAAAGCAUUUAAAAGGAUCAAAAGCGGAGAGAGAGAGCGCACCAAAGUAGUAACAGAAUCUAAAAAAUCGAAAAGCAAAAAAAAAAAGAGAGGAGAGAGAGAUAGAGAGAGGCGCAGUCACCGGAAAAUGCUGACGUGUAUAGCUCGUCCGAAGAAAGCCGGCGAAGACUCACCGGGUCAACCCGACGAUCCGGACUCCAAGAACAUCAAAUCCCUAACAUCUCAGCUGAAGGACAUGGCGUUGAAGGCGUCUGGUGCGUACCGGCAUUGCACGCCGUGCACGGCGGGUCAAGGCCGGAUCAGGAACCCGACCUGGUCGGAUACCGAUUCGGACCGGUUUAGGAUGUCGUACCGGCGCACGAACAGCUCCUCGAGUUCGUCGGCGACGGCGUCGACUCCUAGGGUUUGGGGGAAGGAGAUGGAGGCGAGGCUGAAGGGGAUAUCGAGCGGCGAAGCGACUCCGAAAUCGGCGAGUGGACGGAAUCGGCUCGACCCGAUCGUGUUCGUGGAGGAGAAAGAGCCCAAGGAAUGGGUCGCUCAGGUCGAGCCUGGUGUGCUCAUCACCUUCGUUUCUCUUCCCGGCGGAGGAAACGAUCUCAAGCGAAUCCGUUUCAGCCGAGACAUGUUCAACAAACUGCAAGCUCAACGAUGGUGGGCAGAUAACUAUGACAAAGUCAUGGAACUCUACAAUGUUAAAAGACUAAACCGCCAAGCUUGCCCGCUUCCCGCGCCACCGAGGUCUGAAGACGAGAACGCAAAACUGGAGUACACAGAAGAAAGUCCUGCAACACCACCAUUAAACGGAGAGCGGCUGCCUCGUAACAUGCAUCAUCCGACAGGGUUCGCUUACUCAUCUUCAGAUUCACUUGAUCAUAAUCCAAUGCAAGGCCGCCACUUUUAUGACUCUGGUGGACUUAACUCAACUCCUAAACUUUCCAGCAUUAGUGGCGCCAAGAUGGAGACAUCUUCCAUGGAUGCAUCCAUCAGAAGCAGCUCGUCAAGAGAGGCAGAUCGGUCGGAGGAUAUGUCAAUAAGCAAUGCCAGUGAUCUUGAAAAUGAAUGGGUGGAGCAAGAUGAACCGGGUGUCUAUAUUACAAUUAGAUCUUUACCGGGAGGUAAAAAAGAGCUCAGACGAGUCAGAUUCAGCCGAGAAAGAUUCGGGGAGGUGCAUGCGAGACUCUGGUGGGAAGAGAACCGAGCAAGGAUACAUGAACUAUACUUGUGAUCAUCAUCUGAAGUGAAUGGAUAUGUGAAAGCUCGUUUUUGGCAUCAGCCUUUGGUGGUAUACGUUUUUCUGCUAAAGCUCCCUCCCAUCUCUUCAUGAACAAGAACUCCUUGCGCCUGAAAAAGAAAUCUCGCAAAUCAAUGUGGAUAUAUAUAUAUAUAU
Messenger RNA from Tarenaya hassleriana, 1410 nucleotides. Its product is annotated as protein Brevis radix-like 4. The record is from RefSeq and is a predicted model, not a curated record. The transcript has 5 exons. Lineage: Eukaryota; Viridiplantae; Streptophyta; Magnoliopsida; Brassicales; Cleomaceae. Bases 151 to 1248 code for a protein of 365 amino acids.